Cricetulus griseus (Chinese hamster) is the source of this 1369-nucleotide messenger RNA. NCBI's taxonomy places the organism in Eukaryota, Metazoa, Chordata, Mammalia, Rodentia, Cricetidae. The record is from RefSeq and is a predicted model, not a curated record.
CCCAUUUAAGACCCUCCUUCCUACAAGCAUGAGUCUGGCCCACACCACUGUGCUCCUGUGGGCCUGGGGCAGUCUCCAGGCCUUUGAAAUCGUGGAGAAGGAGAACAUUUUUCAGAAGACUCCCUGCCCAGCUUUCCUGAUGUUUGAUAAUGCUGCCUAUCUGGCUGACAUGAGCUUUGAGCUUCCCUGCCACUGCAAACCUGAGGAUGUUUCAGCUGUGGUCUGGUAUUACCAAAAGCACCUGGGAAGCAGCCACACUACAGUGCUUACAGACUUUGAUGGGCGGUUGCUCACAGAGGCGGCUCAUGUUCGAGCAGGCAGCAGCAUGCUGGUCCGCUUCAGCAUCCGGAUGUUCAGUCUGUUGGUUUUCCGGGCCCAGCCCGAGGACUCAGGCCUAUAUUUUUGUGGCACCCGUAAGGGGGACUAUUUUUAUGCCUAUGAUGUGGACAUCCAAAGCAGUGAGGGAAUGGUAGCCACCUUCAAGGACAGGGGCCAGGAGCCAUUGCCGGAUGAAUACUUUGGAAGCCUCCAUGUCUUUACUACCUUCUGGGAGUGGACACCCUGUGACCGCUGUGGGGUGCAUGGGGAACAGUGGCGCCUUGGACUCUGCUACCUGCAGAACCCUGACCUCUCCCCUCGGUACCUUAAGACACUGCCCGAUGUCGUGUCCUGUGGCUCUCGGGCUGUGCCAAGGAAACUGUGGAUCAGGACCAGGUACCACACACCUGAGCUGCUAAUUCAGAGCUGCCUAGUGUCCUGUGAGAAGAGGAAUCAGAUCCGGAAGGGUAUGCUGACAAUCUACAACUAUGUGUCCAAAAUGGGCAGCCGUCCCUGGCUGCCUCAGGUGCCCAUUCAAUUCCAUCAGCAGAGACUAGGCCAUGGCCUCAUCAUCUCCUGUCCCGGGGCCCGGCCAGAGCAUGCUGUGGCCUGGGACAAAGACCGCCAGCCCCUCUACCGCACACAAUACCUAAAAGGCGUCAACAGAUCCAUGCGCGUGUUCAUCGACCACGGCAACCAUCUCCACAUCCGCUUUACCCAGUUGAGUGACCGGGGCAUCUAUUACUGCUGGCGGCAAGGGUUGAGAAUCGCUGGCUUCCGGUUGGGAGUAACAUCUCGAGGACGCUACCCAGCCUCACUCUCAGACCCCGAGACUCGCAGUGCUGUGGAGCUCACCCUGAUAGGCUAUCUGCUCAUCACCGCAAUCUUUGUCACCAUUCAUGUCUGUCGGUGCUGUUGCUACUCAUUCCGCUGUUGUCCCAACUUCUCCACCCAUGCCCUUCUCCAACUGUGAAAGCCAGUUGUAUUUUCAGUAUGUUUGUUAAAUGGUACCAGAUGCUCCUGGAUGGGCACCUUGGGCUGGGACACGUGA